UGGACUGGGGCCAGGCCUUUCAGAUGCAGGGUGAGCCCCUCCUGCCCCAUGGGCCCCCUACCACUACACAGUAGGUCCCCGGAGCCUGCCUGGGCCCCUUCUCUGUCCAGCCCCAGACACCGGGAUGAGCAAAGCUUGGAAACGUGCAGCGGGGUCGCGCUGAUCACAGCGGCCCUUGGCCCGUCUCUGCGGCUCUCCCCCCCCAUCUCAGGGCCCCUCUGCUCACUGUGCGCUGUCCCUGCAGGCCUCCAGCGCGGGGUGUACGAGACCAUCAGAGACACUGCCAAGGCCAGGGGGCUAGAGCUGGAGAUGUAUCCGUACCUGCCGUUGCUGCACCCAGACCCGCCCGCCCUGCCCCAGGAGCGGCCCAGUGAGGGGUUCAGGCUGGCCCCCGUGUCCCCCGCCCACGCCCUGCUGCUCAGCGACGCCUGGAUGUUCGGAGGGAACAGCUGGAGCCUGUGCUACGUGAGCCACCUGAUCCGUGACUUCCCCAACGCCUGCCUGCUGGCCCCCGAGGGGCACCCCGUCUCCUGGUCCCUCUCCGACCCCCUGGCUGCCCUGACACAAGGGUACACCCUCCCUGAGUAUCGGGGCAAGCACUACAUGGGGCAUGUGGUGGGGAUGCUGGGGGCACAUCUCCAUGCCCUGGGCUUCCCUGUGUACUCCAGGGUGCUGCCCCACAACAAGUCUUCCCUGAGAACCAUGCAGCGCCUCGGCUUCCAGAUCCUGCCGGGGGUGUUCUACCAGCUGGUGGUGACACCCGCCUUCGGCCAGUCCCUGCCAGCUAGUACCCUGCACUAAGUAGGGCCCUGCGCCCAGCUCUGGGGGGUCGCUGCCUCCCAUGGCAUGGAACACUGUGAUGGGGGGGUGAAGGGGACAUGGCCGGGAACCC
Pelodiscus sinensis (Chinese soft-shelled turtle) is the source of this 892-nucleotide messenger RNA. The record is from RefSeq and is a predicted model, not a curated record. Lineage: Eukaryota; Metazoa; Chordata; Testudines; Trionychidae.